AUCAAACGUCAGACAUGCGCACAUGUAACCGUUGCUGCUUGCUAUAGGGGUUUGUGACAAUGUACUGGAUCUGCACACGGUAAUGAUUUUAUUUUGUGAAGUUUGCAAGUAAAUUACAUCAAUAAUGGCAAAUUUACUUGAAUUACUGGUUACCGCUGACUGUAACAAUCCUUUGUGGACAGCAAGCAUCUGGGAUUCACAUAUCGGUACGAAUCUCAUGACGUACAAAGGUGGAGGUACUGCCGAAUCAAAAACGCUUUCUUUCAUCGGUAACGAUUAUAUAGCAGCAGUAGAAAAGACUAAACCAAUAUUACACAUAUGGCCCUUGAAUUCACAUCAGCCGGUCCAAGGAAUGCGGUUUAUUUUACCCGGGAAAGCGAGUGCCUUGUCUAUAACCCGAGACGGCUCCUACAUAUGUGCUGGAAUCGAAGAGAAAAUCUACUUAUGGCAGACUGCGUCGGGAAAUCUGUUGACUAUAAUCAGCCGUCACUAUCAGAAAGUUGUAUCAUUAAAAUUCACACCAGAUGGAAAGUAUUUCAUAUCAGCGGCUGAAGAUGGAAUGGUAAUGGUUUGGUCGCUUGCAUCUGUGGCAGCACAUCCAGAAAUCGAUCUUGUGACGCAGUCGUCUGCUGGCCAACAUGACCCAGUUCAUAUCUUCUCAGAUCAUUCCCUACCUGUAACUGAUUUGUUUAUAAGUAAAUUUGGUAUGCAUGGACGUCUGUGUACUGUGUCUAGUGAUAGGACUUGUAAAAUAUAUGAUCUAUCUACAGGAGAGAUGUUAUUGAAUCUAGUCUUUGAUGUUCCUCUGUCGGCUGUCACUAUGGAUGUUUUAGAAUUGAAUGUGUUUGUUGGAAGCAAUGAAGGUAAAAUAUAUCAGUUCAGCCUUGCCCAUCCACCUAGGAGCAGAGAUUUAUUGAUCAAUUCUGAAAACGGAUCUCCGGUUUUCACGUUACAUACUAAAGCUAUAACAUGUCUCUCUGUCUCAUUAGAUGGUGAAACUCUGAUGUCAGGUUCCAAUGAUGAGCAUGUUAUUUUAUGGCACAUACCUAGUCGACAGCCAAUAAGAACUAUAAGACACAAAGGGCCAAUUACAAAUGGAUUUUUUACUGUAAACCUUCCAGCUAUUUUUCAAUCUGAAUUUUCUCCUGACAUAGUUCUACAUAGUUUGGAGAGGACACUUGAAAAAGAUUCUGAUGAAGCUACUGAAAUAGAAGUCUUGAUAAAUAAGAAAAUUAGUUUUUGGCCAGAACAAAAUUCUUAUGAAAUCAAAGAAAUAAUACAACAAACUGAGACUUCAUUUAUGGGACAAGAAAAGAAAUGGAAAAAUGAAAUAGAAACUUUAAAGGCAGUAAAUGCAAAACUUUAUGCAUUUUCUAUAAAUAAAGCAAUAGAUGCAGUUCCAUUAGUGAAUGAAUCAAUUAUAAAAAAGGCUAAAAAGAAGAAAAACAAUAAGAAAAAUAAGUAAUAAAUAAUUA
Molecule: messenger RNA, 1475 nt
Organism: Bombyx mandarina (wild silkworm)
Lineage: Eukaryota; Metazoa; Arthropoda; Insecta; Lepidoptera; Bombycidae
Product: WD repeat-containing protein 18
Biological process (GO): rRNA processing; DNA-templated DNA replication
Cellular component (GO): nuclear pre-replicative complex; rixosome complex
Molecular function (GO): protein binding
Source: RefSeq, a predicted model, not a curated record